This is a messenger RNA of Neocloeon triangulifer, 2487 nucleotides long. It is a transcript of the gene thoc6, whose product is annotated as THO complex subunit 6 homolog. The record is from RefSeq and is a predicted model, not a curated record. Gene Ontology annotation, biological process: mRNA export from nucleus. Gene Ontology annotation, molecular function: protein binding. Gene Ontology annotation, cellular component: transcription export complex; THO complex. The transcript has 5 exons. The coding region runs from base 171 to 1163 and encodes 330 amino acids. Lineage: Eukaryota; Metazoa; Arthropoda; Insecta; Ephemeroptera; Baetidae.
UGUCAGUUUUGUGUGUAGUGUUUCGUUUGCUGAUUUGUUAUUGUUUUUCUCAGAUUUAUCAAGUCAGUCUCGGUGCACUGCAUAAGUGCACAAAUUCUAAAGAAAAUUCGCGAUAAAUAAGAGGAAAGCGUACAUUUAGGCUUAGAAAACUGGUCUUAAUUCUUGUUGAGAUGACUGACAAAUCUAUAUACACGACGGUUUUAUCCCAAACCUUCUCGCCAUGCGGAAAUUACCUGAUUGCUGCAAACACCUACGGAGAAAUCGCUGUUUUUAAUAUUCCGAAGGUCAUCGCACCAGCAGAAGUUCCUAACGAACGCAAUCUCCGCACGCCUGUCUUUGGCUUCACUCCCUGUCCGGACAGUCAGAUCAGCAGUUUGGCCACCACCGAAGAUUUCCUCGUCAUCGGGACGGUUGGAGAGAUUCUGGGCUAUGAGUGGGACUCGGUUUUGAAACAGAGAAAACCUGAGCUCUCUUGGUCACUUAAUAUUCCACCCUCAAAGGAUAAUGUAGACAAACCAGAUGUGAACAGCCUCAGUCUGAGAGAAAACCGAGAGAUAAUUUACGCUGGCUGUGGCGACAACAACGUUUACGGCUUCGAUCUCGGAGAAGGCAAACUGGUGCAGACCUUCGAUGGCCACGAAGACUACAUCCACAGUGUUUCCAACUUUGGCGGAAAAAUUUUGUCGGCCAGCGAAGAUGGAACUGCCAGAAUAUGGGACCCUAGGAGAAAAAAGGAGGUGCACACCAUUGCUCCUCACAAACACGAAUCUUUGGCCAGACCAUCUCUCGGCAAGUGGCUGGGAGCUGCCUCCUUUAACGAAGACUGGCUCGUUUGCGGAGGAGGUCCUCAUUUGUCUCUUUGGCAUCUGAGGUCAAUGACCUUGGCUGAAACAUACACAAACAUGGAGGACCAAGGUAUUUAUGUUGCCGAUUUGUACGGCGAUAGAAUUUUUGCCGGCGGCGCUUCCAACCACAUGACCCACCUGAGUCUGACUGGCGGCGUUUUGGCCGAAGUUCCUCUUUCGGCAACAUGUCUUUAUUCGCUGGCUUACCAAGAGACUCCGCACAAAGUGAUGUGCAUGGCCGGCUCGAGCCACAAAAUCGACUUUUGCACGAACUUCAACUACAGAGACCAAAUCCUGACUUUCAAUUACAAGAAGUGAAAUGUAAAAAUCUGAUUCAAAAUAGAGGAAAGUCAUGAAAAUCAAAUUUAUUUUAACAUAAAAAUUACAAAAAUCCGUGUCCGGCGACCACAGCCGGAAUGAACCCUUCACAGCCAUCAGUCCGCCUAACCCAAAACCAGUCCUUCAAGCGCGAGCUCACGAGCACCACCACGUCCCCCUUGGACACUGACAGGGUGUUCCUUCCUCGGCUGUUGUAGUUGGAUCGAAUCAAAAGCAAAGUCUCCGUUUUCAUUUGCACUUCACUGAGCGCCGCACUGGACGGGGCGCGGCUCGACUGUCUGCACUUGGCCCCACACUCAGAAACCGCCCUCGACUUGGAAACCUCCUUUCUCUUGAACCGUCCCACUUCAGAUACCGUUUCCUUGACCAAACUGUCAUCAUAUUCAAAAUCAGUCUGCAGGGCGAUCGUCCGGUGGUUCGGCUUCAGCUGGUUCAGGUUCUGCUCGAUUCGGAACUGGUAGUCCUCCAGUUUGUCCAUCUUCUUGCUUGAAUACUUUGGUUUGGGACACCGAACGCCCACUUGAGACACGGAGUCCUUAACGCUGACCGAGUCCAGAUUUGCAGACCCGGCUCGGAAACGUCUAGAACUCAACUCGGCGUCCUUCAACAGGGUCUCAACACUGCUGCGGGGCCUUCGAUGUUUCGCACUUUCAGAUUCAGACCGUUGGGCCGCCAAAAAGAGUCUGUCUACGGCGGCCUCUGGUUUCUGGGCCCGGCGGUGGCGGUGCCUAGACCGUCCGGCUCCGCACUCAGAUACAGUGUCCCGCAACUUUUCCAUGUCAGUCUUGUUUUUGGGAAGUCUUUCGCAGACACUAGCGGCCCCUCGACGCACCUUGCCGGACAUCCCUACUUGAGGAAGGGGUGGCGGAAGGAAGGCAUCCGUGUGCGUGUCCCAAGCCCCGGGGGCGGGCGUGCCGGGAACCGAGUUGACGGGGCUGGGCAGAAUUCCCAAGGGCAGGCAGGAACGGUAGCGAACGUAGCCCGCCUCGCCGUGGGGUGUGUGCACGAAGAGCCACGUGUGGUUGCGGAAAACUGCGUUCACCACCAUGCCCAGGGGCAACGAGAUUUCGCUCUGGCGCCACGUGCCGCGACCUGACUUGCUGCGGCGCGUUCCCGAUUGGUACAACACGCACGGCGUGGCCAAGACUACGGGUAUGUUUGCUGGACUCUGCAGAGACGCCUAAAACAAUAAUUACAGUUGUAUUUAAUCAUUUAAAACAGAUCAAAUAAAUUUAUAUUUUUUAGAAUCGACACCGAGAAACGUUUGCUAGUUUAAAAAAUUUAAAUAUACACAAGUAAAUAA